Molecule: messenger RNA, 7483 nt
Organism: Nycticebus coucang (slow loris)
Lineage: Eukaryota; Metazoa; Chordata; Mammalia; Primates; Lorisidae
Gene: TRPM6
Product: transient receptor potential cation channel subfamily M member 6
Exons: 39
Coding region: 94-6309 (2071 amino acids)
Biological process (GO): protein tetramerization; monoatomic cation transmembrane transport; protein phosphorylation
Cellular component (GO): apical plasma membrane
Molecular function (GO): ATP binding; monoatomic cation channel activity; protein serine/threonine kinase activity
Source: RefSeq, a predicted model, not a curated record
ACACCCCGGGAGCGGAGGCAGCUCUGCGGCUUCGCUCCUGACCUGCGGAGGAAGAGUUCUGAGCUGGCUUGAGCCGGGAGCCGGGAGGAGACAAUGCGUUCUUCCGAGCUGCCGGGCGCACGGCUCGCGGCUGGGGACCCGGACGAGCCCGGGGCCGCGGCUCCCGGAGGCGGCGGGAGAAGCCCCCAGGCUGCCGUCCAGCCGCGCCCCUGCGCGUCCCGCUGCGUCCAGCUCCGGGAUCCUGGCGUGGUGCCAGCGCGGGUCAAGUUUCAGAAAUCCUGGAUUGAAGGAGUAUUUGACAAGAGAGAAUGUAACAAAGUCAUACCCAGCUCAAAAGAUCCUCAUAGAUGUGCUCCAGCAUGCCAGGUCUGCCAGAAUUUAAUCAGGUGUUGCUGUGGUCGAUUAGUCAGAGACCAUCCUGGAGUAGAUUAUGCCUGGACCACGUCAAUUGAUAAGAGUAGUGAGAAUGAACAAUGGUCUGUUGAAAAGCACACAGCAAAAAGCCCUACAGAUGCCUUUGGCACAAUUAAUUUCCAAGAUGGAGAGCACACCUACCACUCCAAGUAUAUUAGAACUUCCUACGACACAAAAUUGGAUCAUCUGUUACAUUUAAUGUUGAAAGAGUGGAACAUGGAACUGCCCAAGCUGGUGAUCUCUGUCCAUGGGGGCAUCCAGAACUUUCAGGUGCCCUCCAAGCUUGCAAAGAUCUUCAGCCAAGGUUUGGUCAGAGCUGCAGAGACGACGGGAGCGUGGAUAAUCACUGAAGGCAUCAACACUGGAGUGUCCAAGCAUGUUGGAGAUGCCCUGAAAGCCCACUCCUCUCAGUCCUUGAGAAAAAUCUGGACAGUUGGAAUCCCUCCUUGGGGUGUCAUUGAGAACCAGAGAGAUCUUAUUGGAAAUGAUGUGGUGUUUCUGUACCAGACGCUGGGUAAUCCCCUCAGCAAGCUCACCACACUCAACAGCAUGCACUCACACUUCAUCCUCUCUGAUGACGGCACUGUGGGAAAGUAUGGAAAUGAAAUGAAGCUCAGAAGGAAUCUGGAGAAGUACCUCUCUCUGCAGAAAAUUCACAGCCGCUCAGGACAAGGCGUGCCGGUGGUGAGGCUGGUGAUGGAAGGAGGUCCCAAUGUCAUCCUCUCCGUAUGGGAGACUGUCAGGGACAAGGACUCUGUGGUGGUGUUGGAAGGCACGGGCAGAGCUGCGGAUCUCCUGGCCUUCACUCACAAACACUUAGAUGAAGGGAUGCUGCAUCCUCCGGUGAAGGAGGAGAUCAUCUGUAUGAUUCAGAGCACUUUCAACUUUAGUCUUAAACAGUCUAAGCACCUCUUCCAAAUUCUAAUGGAGUGCAUGGUACACAGGGAUUGUAUUACUAUAUUUGAUGCUGAUUCUGAAGAGCAACAAGACCUUGAUGUAGCAAUCCUAACUGCUUUGCUGAGGGGCACAAAUUUAUCAGCAUCAGAACAAUUACAUCUGGCAAUGGCUUGGGACAGAAUGGACAUUGCCAAGAAACAUAUCCUAAUUUACGGACAACACUGGAAGGCUGGUGCAUUAGAACAAGCAAUGUUAGAUGCUUUAGUGAUGGAUCGGGUGGAUUUUGUGAAACUCUUAAUAGAGUACGGAGUGAAUGUCCAUCGCUUUCUGACCAUACCUCGACUGGAAGAACUCUAUAACACAAAACAAGGACCUACUAACAGGCUCUUGCAUCAUCUUGUCCAAGAUGUAAAACAGCAUACGCUUCUCUCAAGCUACAGAAUAACACUGAUUGACAUUGGAUUGGUAAUAGAAUACCUCAUUGGUAGAGCUUAUCGCAGCAGCUACACUAGAAAAAAUUUCAGAGCCCUCUACAACAUCAUCUACAGAAAACAUAAGCACCGGAAACGUUCAUCGGGAAACAGAAAGGAGUCUGUAGAAAAUACCUUGCAUUCCCAGUUCAUCAGAACUGCACAGCCGUACAAAUUCAAGGAAAUGCCUGUAGUUCUUCAUAAAUCAAGGAAGAAGUCAGAAGGAGGGCAGAAUAUAUCAGGCGACCCCGAGGGUAUGGGUUUUAUUUACCCUUACAACGACCUGCUGGUUUGGGCUGUGCUGAUGAAAAGGCAGAAGAUGGCCAUGUUCUUCUGGCAGCAUGGCGAGGAGGCCACGGUGAAGGCCGUGAUUGCUUGCACCCUCUACCGAGCCAUGGCCCACGAGGCUGAGGAGAGCCACAUGGUGGAUGAUGCCACAGAAGAGUUGAAAAGUUACUCAAGACAGUUUGGCCAGCUUGCCCUGGACGUGCUGGAGAAGGCAUUCAAGCAGAAUGAGCGCAUGGCCAUGAAGCUGUUGACGUAUGAACUCAAUAACUGGAGCAAUUCCACCUGUUUGAAACUAGCUGUGUCUGGAGGAUUGAGGCCCUUUGUUUCACAUACUUGUACCCAAAUGCUACUGACAGACAUGUGGAUGGGGCGCCUGAAAAUGAGGAAAAACUCUUGGUUAAAGAUCAUUAUGAGUAUUUUUUUGCCACCCACCAUUUUGACCUUGGAAUUUAAAAGCAAAGCGGAAAUGUCACACAUUCCCCAGUUCCAAGACUUCCAGUUUUCGUGGUAUUACAGUGACCAGAACCCCAGCAAUUACAAGGAAAGAACUCAAGUGAGAGGCUAUGACUUGGAAAGGGGUCCCAAUGAGAAGCUGGAUGAAAAUCAGCCCUUUGAUUUAGAGAACGGGCACCAGAGCAUCCCAUGGACUAGGAAGGUCUACGAGUUCUACAAUGCUCCGAUCGUCAAGUUUUGGUUUUAUACGAUGGCAUAUUUGGCAUUCCUCAUGCUGUUCACUUACACCGUGUUGGUGGAGAUGCAGUCCCAGCCCAGCCUGCAAGAGUGGCUUGUUAUCAUUUACAUCUUCACCAGUGCUAUUGAGAAGGUCAGGGAGAUUUGUAUGUCGGAACCUGGGAAGUUUACUCAGAAGGUGAAGGUAUGGAUUAGCGAGUACUGGAACCUCGUGGAGACUGUGGCCAUUGGCCUGUUCUCAGUGGGCUUUGGCCUUCGAUGGGGCCGUGCUCCCUUCCACACGGCCGGGCGGCUCAUCUACUGCAUAGACAUCAUCUUCUGGUUCUCACGGCUCCUGGACUUCCUUGCUGUGAAUCAACAUGCAGGUCCCUAUGUGACCAUGAUUGCAAAAAUGACAGCGAACAUGUUUUACAUCGUGAUCAUGAUGGCUAUAGUCCUGCUGAGCUUUGGAGUGGCGCGCAAGGCCAUUUUGUCACCAAAGGAGCCGCCGUCUUGGAGCCUGGCUCGAGAUAUUGUGUUUCAGCCAUACUGGAUGAUAUACGGAGAAGUUUAUGCUGGAGAGAUAGAUGUUUGUGAGAGCGAGCCCACUUGCCCUCCUGGCUCUUUUCUGACUCCGUUUCUGCAAGCCGUCUACCUCUUUGUGCAGUACAUCAUCAUGGUGAACCUGCUGAUUGCUUUCUUCAACAAUGUUUAUUUAGAUAUGAAGUCCAUUUCAAAUAAGCUGUGGAAAUACAACCGCUAUCGCUACAUCAUGACAUACCAUGAGAAGCCCUGGCUUCCACCACCUUUUAUCCUCCUGUGUCACGUGUGUCUCCUUCUCCGCCACCUGUGCCAUCACCGAACGCCCAGUGACCAAGAAGAGGAUGAUGUUGGAUUAAAACUCUACCUGAGUAAGGAGGAUCUGAAAAAACUUCAUGAUUUUGAAGAGCAGUGUGUGGAAAAAUACUUCCAUGAGAAGAUGGAAGAUCUGAAUUUUAGUUGUGAGGAGCAAAUCCGAGGGACAUCAGAAAGGGUUACAGAGACACAUUUCCAGCUGAAAGAACUGAAUGAAAAAGUGUCUUUUAUAAAGGACUCCUUACUGUCUUUGGACAACCAGGUGGGCCACCUGCAGGACCUCUCUGCCCUGACAGUGGAUACCCUCAAAGUCCUUUCUGCUGUUGACACCUUGCAAGAAGAAGAGGCUCUCCUGGCCUACAGAAAGUAUUCUACUUGGAGAAAACGUCCCCACAGCUGGAGCAAUAUCAACUGUGCAGAGGUUCCAGGCAGCGUGGGGCUCUCUGAGACGAAGAAAUAUCAGUAUUACAGCAUGCCCCCGUCUUUGCUGAGGAACCUGGCCAGAGGGCAGCAGUCCCCAAGAGGGCAGAGGGGAGCCCUUCCUGAGAGUACAGAUAGUCAGAGAGAGGCAUCAGAUGUACGAGAUGACCAGGAAGAGCAAGACACAGAAAAUAGCAGAGUUGCUUCUGGAGUAUUUCCUAACAGGCAGGCACACUCAAAGUAUGGCCAAUUUCUCCUCGUCCCAUCUAGUUUAAAGCAAAUUCCUUUUUCUGCAGAAACUAUUUUGCCUCUGUCCAGCUCAUCUGUGGAAGGAGGCAGUGAUAUGCUGGCAACUGAACAGGCCAUACAGAGAGAGGUUCCUGCUCAUCUGACUUGGCAGACCCCAAUUGUCUCAGACCAGGUGUCAGGGGCUGAACCUAAGGAACAGUACCAGCCAAUCGCUCAGGUGCCAGACAAGCGUGGCCAGGCGGACCAAGUCCUACCCACCCUGCAUAGCACUCCUGCAUCCCUGUCAGUGACUUCCCUUCCUUCCCAAAUUAAGAGCAUGCAUACUGGAGGUGGAUAUGUGAACUGGUCAUUUUCAGAAGACGGCGAAACUGAUUUGUCGAGCAUCAAGAAAAAAUGGCAAACCUGCUUGCCCUCCACUUGUAACAGUGACUUCACUCAGUCUGAACGAUGCCAGUCACAGAGCCAGGGUAACUCCCUCUCUGAUCAUUCAACAAGAUUGGCCCAGAGUAGCGAUUUCUCAAAGGGGGGACCGUGGCUCCAGCUAAACACUCCCGUUUCGAUCAGUUCAUUUCACAGAGACCGACCUUUCAUUAGGAGUCAUAGUUUUAGAUUCCACAAGGAGGAGAAAUUGACGAAGAGCUGGAAGAUGAAAAAGCUUUCAAGAUCCUCAGAAAUAGAGCUGUCUUCAGGAAUCAAAGCAAGGUUGCUAGCCAAAAACAAGAGAUUCUCAAAGAAAAAGAAGAAUAAUCAAAAACUACAGGUGCCAAUCAUAACAGUCAAUGCCUGCUGUCAAAAUGACCAAUUAAAUCCAGAGCCAGGAGAAAAUAGUAUCUCAGAAGAAGAGGAGUGCAACAAGAACUGGCUUACUGUGUCCACAUUUAGUGAGAUAAGUCUACAACAUUAUUUAUGUCAGAAAAUGAAAACUAGAGAAAUUGAACAACAUGCUAUACAAGUCAGUGAUUACCUAAAGCAGUCUCAAGAGGAUUUGAGUGAAACUUCUUCGUGGAGUUCCAGGAGCACUGACCCCAGUAGGAAAUCCCUGUUGAGAAGUUCAAACGGAAUUGACAAGAUCUCAGCCUCUUUAAAAAGCCCUCAAGAGCCUCACCAUCAUUAUUCAGCCAUUGAAAGAAAUAAUUUAAUGAGGCUUUCUCAGACCAUACCCUUUACACCAAUCCAACUGUUUGGAGGAGAAGAAAUAACUCUCUACAGGCUGGAGGAGAGUUCCCCUUUGAAUCUUGAUAAAAGCAUGUCCUCUUGGUCCCAGCGUGGGAGAGCUGCAAUGAUCCAGGUGUUGUCUCAAGAGGAGAUGGAUGGGGGGCUCCGUAAAGCUAUGAGAGUCAUCAGUACCUGGUCUGAGGGUGACUUUCUCAAGCCAGGCCAGGUGUUCAUUGUGAAGUCCUUUCUCCCUGAGGUUGUGAAGACAUGGCAUGAAAUCUUCCAGGAGAGUACUGUACUUCAUCUUUGCCUCAGGGAAAUUCAACAACAAAGAGCUGCUCAGAAACUUAUCUACACCUUCAACCAUGUGAAACCACAAACCAUUCCCUACACACCAAGGUUCUUAGAAGUUUUCUUAAUCUACUGCCAUUCAGCCAAUCAAUGGUUGACUAUUGAGAAGUAUAUGACAGGGGAGUUCCGGAAGUACAACAACAACAACGGUGAUGAAAUCACCCCCCGCAGCACUCUGGAGGAGCUGAUGUUGGCUUUCUCUCACUGGACCUAUGAGUAUACUCGUGGAGAGCUUUUGGUGUUAGAUUUGCAAGGCGUUGGAGAAAAUUUGACAGAUCCAUCUGUUAUAAAACCUGAAGACAAACAAUCAAGAGGAAUGGUGUUUGGACCAGCCAAUUUGGGGGAAGAUGCAAUUAGAAACUUCAUUGCAAAACAUCGUUGCAACUCCUGCUGCCGGAAGCUCAAACUCCCGGAUUUAAAAAGAAAUGACUAUUCCCCUGGGAGAAUAAAUUCUGCUUAUGGACUCAAGGUCAAAAUAGAACCAGCUGAGGAGUGUCCAGCAAGGGAAAGGGGUGGAAAUUCCACAGAAGAUCGCACAUAACCAUAAAGGGGGAGAAGCCAGACGGCUGGCCUUUCCUGCCAGGAGCUCCGCAUGACAUCAGUUGGUUGAUGUAACAGUGAUUGAUCACAUCAGAGCCUCUGUCAGGAUGCCUUACACCGUGGGAUCCUUGGGACACACCUGCCCCUGACCCAAGGCCUCAUUGGUGUGUGAGGACUGGGCUCUCCUCCACGGGGAAACGCUGGGACAAGGCAGCGGGGAAGUCUGUUCCUUUACACCUCGCUGCUUUGGCUGGUCGCAUGGAGCCCUCAGAGCAGAAUGCUGCGCACUAAAGAACCAGGGGGAUGAGUGUAAUUUAUUUUCUCACUGUAUGUGCAGACAGCACCCCUCCACUGCUAUUCAUCACCUUGCCCACAGAUGUAUUUAUGUCUAUAUAUAUGUACAUAAAAAAGUUGUGUGAUUUCCUCUGCCGUCCUCUCCAUAGCAUAGCACUUUGAAUAGCAACAAUAGGGAAAACAAUGGAAUGAGGAUGUAUUUGCACAGAUUGGAGUACACCCCUGCACGAGCUAACCAGUAAAAUGUCAGCAUCCUGGUGGAAUCUAGAUGGGUUGGAGGUAUUGUCCGUGAAUCAUAUGUUGCCUGACUAUUUCCAGUUUCUCUGAAAGAAAGGAGAAGGGAAAUCUAAAACAAAUGCCCUUGCAUCUCCCCUCCCCUCUCCUCCUCUCCCCUCUCCUCCUUCCCUCCCCUCUGCUCUCCUCCUCCCUCUCCCUUCCCUUCCAUUCCCUUCCUCUCUCUCUCCUUUUUAUUUAUUUUUCUUUUUUCACCAAGAUAAUGAGGAUAUGAGAAACUGAAGUUAUUAAGAAAAGGUUUCCCUUCCUUUAAACUCAGGGAUAAGGUUGACCAAGUCAACCUUUAAAAUGCCACUCAUGUUUCCAAAGUUGCAUAUAUAAUAUUGCAGGUUAAAUCACCCUAUGUCAGGCCAACAUGAUUUCAGACCAAAAACAUGCUUUCUAGGUGCUUGCCUCCUUCCAGGGACAGAGCUGCUGCGCCUUUAAGAGCUCUCUACAUUUUUUCAGUUUUUGGCUGGGGCUGAGUUUGAACCCGCCACCUCCACUAUAUGGGGCUGGCACCCUACUCCUUUGAGCCACAAAGGGAGGGGAGGGAGGAGGGAAGGGGACGGAGGGAGGGUGAUUGGUGGGAUUACACCUGCGGUGCA